Messenger RNA from Saccharomyces eubayanus, 1422 nucleotides. RefSeq names its product trans-hexaprenyltranstransferase (gene COQ1). NCBI's taxonomy places the organism in Eukaryota, Fungi, Ascomycota, Saccharomycetes, Saccharomycetales, Saccharomycetaceae. Gene Ontology annotation, cellular component: transferase complex. The coding region runs from base 1 to 1422 and encodes 473 amino acids. The record is from RefSeq and is a predicted model, not a curated record. Gene Ontology annotation, biological process: ubiquinone biosynthetic process; isoprenoid biosynthetic process. Gene Ontology annotation, molecular function: prenyltransferase activity. The transcript has a single exon.
AUGUUUCAAAGAUCCGGGGCUGCCCGUCACAGCAAGUUACUUUUGCCUCGAAAGUGCCGUUUUAAAUCCUCAUUUGCAGUCGCUCUCAAUGCAGCCAGUAGAUUGGUAACUCCCAAGAUUCUUUGGAAUAACCCUAUUUCCCUAGUCUCGAAGGAAAUGAACACUUUGGCGAAAAACAUAGUCGCUCUGAUUGGAUCUGGCCAUCCGCUGCUUAACAAAGUUACUAGUUAUUACUUUGAAACAGAGGGGAAAAAAGUACGUCCUCUAUUAGUCUUGCUACUAUCGAGAGCGCUUUCGGAAAUCCCCUUAACAGAAAGAAACCAUUUGAAGAUUGACCGUGCAGAUGUUCCUGAGGACCCAAUUUACUCCAAGCCGGGCCAAAAUCAACUCUUUCAGCGUCCCGUAAGUAGUAUUUCGCCACUUCAUAUACUUCACGGUAUUAAACCACUAAAUCCCCUGACGAAAGGUCCGGAACCUUUGCUAGAAAAAGCCUUCGAUAAAGAAAGAGGCAUCUUACCCAAGCAAAGAAGAUUGGCAGAGAUUGUAGAGAUGAUUCAUACUGCAUCCUUGCUUCACGAUGACGUUAUCGACUAUUCCGAUACAAGAAGAGGAAGGCCAACCGGCAACGCUGCUUUCACUAACAAGAUGGCUGUAUUGGCUGGUGAUUUUCUCUUAGGAAGGGCGACAGUAUCAAUUUCGAGAUUGCAUAACCCUGAAGUUGUGGAGCUGAUGUCUAAUAGUAUUGCAAACCUUGUCGAAGGCGAAUUCAUGCAAUUAAAGAAUACAUCCAUCGAUCCAGACACAGAUACUAUUGAAAAUGGCCAUAAACUGCUUCCGGUUCCCUCUAAGAAACUUGAAGUUAAAGAGCACGAAUUUCGUGUUCCAAGUCGUCAACAGGGACUACAAUUAUCUCAUGACCAGCUAAUAGAAACUGCGUUUGAGUAUUACAUACACAAGACAUAUCUGAAGACAGCUGCUUUAAUUUCCAAAUCGUGUAGAUGUGCCGCUAUAUUAUCUGGUUCAACACCAGCCGUCGUUGACGAAUGCUAUGAUUUUGGUAGAAAUCUUGGUAUAUGUUUUCAACUUGUAGAUGAUAUGCUUGAUUUUACAGUCUCUGGAAAGGACUUAGGCAAACCAUCAGGUGCAGAUUUGAAACUAGGUAUUGCUACAGCUCCAGUUUUAUUUGCAUGGAAAGAAGAUCCGUCUCUUGGUCCACUUAUUUCACGUAAUUUUUCCGAAAGAGGUGAUGUUGAAAAAACCGUUGCUUCUGUCAGACACCACGAUGGUGUAGCCAAAACGAAAGCACUAGCAGAGGAAUAUAGAGACAAAGCAUUACAGAAUCUGCGGGAUUCUCUUCCUGAUUCAGACGCUCGUUCAGCCUUAGAGUUUUUAACUAAUAGUAUAUUAACAAGGAGAAGGUAG